AUGACGGGUGCUGGGUCGCUGGAUCCUGAAUGCCGUGCGGCUGGCCCAGGGUCACCGCUGCAGGUGACCUACCUUCCAGUUCCCCGGGGCUGUCCUCACACAGGGGCAGUCCCAAGAGAACUGCUCAGGGGAGGGAGCCCACGCCCCACGCCCCACGCAAGAGAGGUCAUCCAGAGCGACAGUCUGUGGCUGGUGGAGUUCUACGCGCCCUGGUGCGGUCACUGCCAGAGGCUGGCGCCCGAGUGGAAGAAAGCAGCGAACGCGCUGAAGGAUGUCGUGAAAGUCGGUGCCGUCGAUGCAGAUAAACACCAGUCCCUAGGCGGCCAGUACGGGGUCCAGGGCUUCCCUACCAUCAAGAUCUUCGGAGCCAACAAAAACAAACCAGAAGAUUAUCAGGGUGGCAGGACCGCCGAGGCCAUUGUGGAUUCCGCGCUCAGUGCCGUGCGGCAGCUGGUGAAGGACCGGCUGGGGGGCCGUGCUGGGGGCCACAGCUCGGGAAGGCAGGGCAGGAGCGAGGGCUCAGGGAAGAAGGACGUGAUCGAGCUGACGGAUGACACCUUCGACGAGAAUGUGCUGGACAGCCCAGACGUGUGGAUGGUGGAGUUCUACGCCCCGUGGUGUGGACACUGCAAAAACCUGGAGCCGGAGUGGGCUGCCGCGGCCACCGAGGUGAAGGAGCAGACGCAGGGCAGGGUGAAGUUAGCGGCCGUAGACGCCACCGUGAACCAGGUCCUGGCCGGACGCUACGGGAUCAGGGGAUUUCCCACCAUCAAGAUCUUUCAGCGGGGCGAGGCCCCUGUGGACUAUGACGGCGGGCGGACACGGUCCGACAUCCUCUCCCGGGCCCUGGACUUGUUCUCUGACAACGCCCCACCCCCGGAGCUGCUGGAGAUAAUCAGUGAGGAUGUGGCCAGGAAGACCUGCGAGGAGCACCAGCUGUGUGUGGUGGCUGUGCUGCCCCACAUCCUGGACACCGGAGCAGCAGGCAGGAACUCUUACCUGGAAGUUCUCCUGAAGUUGGCAGACAAAUACAAGAAGAAGAUGUGGGGGUGGCUGUGGACAGAGGCAGCUGCCCAGCCCGAGCUGGAGAACGCGCUGGGCAUCGGAGGGUUUGGCUACCCGGCCAUGGCUGCCAUCAAUGCACGCAAGAUGAAGUUCGCGCUGCUCAAGGGCUCCUUCAGCGAGCAGGGCAUUAACGAGUUCCUCAGGGAGCUGUCUUUCGGGCGUGGCUCCACAGCACCAGUGGGUGGUGGCACCUUUCCCACCAUUGCUACGAGGGAGCCCUGGGACGGCAAGGACGGUGAGCUACCUGUGGAAGAUGACAUCGACCUGAGCGACGUGGAGCUGGACGACCUGGAGAAGGACGAAUUAUGAGCGCCGCCGGCUCCUUCCUGGGAGCGAGCAGCACCCUUGGCCGCGAGGCUGCCGAGCCUUCGCCCCAGACCGGCGGGCCUGGAAGGCACUGUGCCUGCAUCUCCACCUCCGUCUCAAAACACUGAAAACUGUGACUUGUAGCAGUGGGUCGGCUGUGCUCUGCACAUAAUUUGAAGAAAACCAGGCUAUUGAAACGGUUUUCCCUCCCUCUGACUGAAAGCUGCUUGAAUGUUCCGGAGGCUGUUUCUUACAUGUAGGGUUUUUAAAAUGUGAUUCCUCCAUUUGAAUAUCAAUGGCUUUUUCCAUUAAAAAAUAAAACAAUAUUUUGGACAGUGCCGAUAAACAUGAAAUUAGUGCCCACAUCAAAGUCUGACCUUGAGCCAGUAAAUUACAUCUGAACCCUGGCUCUCAAGUUGCUGUCUUCACCCUCCCAUGAGACCUACACCGUCCAGAGGCCACCGUGUGGGCCGUGGCAGCCCGCGGGGGUCCUGAGGUCCCCGGCCCGGGUCCUGGACUGUCUCGGGCAGUGCAGUGGCCACUCCCAAGGGAGGACACCCAAGUGCUCGGUGUCCGUACAGCGCCAGGGACACAGGCGGCUCACACGUGGGACCUCAGGACAGCGCCAUGUCGGAUCUGUUAGAACAGAGGCCACGGCUCAGAAGACCGAGCAUUUUAUUAGAACUUAGAAAAUAAAUACACCAACUCCCGUGAGGUCUCCGUCCUGGAGAUGCCGCAGGACUUCAGGGCCCUA
This is a messenger RNA of Fukomys damarensis (Damara mole-rat), 2125 nucleotides long. RefSeq names its product protein disulfide isomerase family A member 6 (gene Pdia6). Lineage: Eukaryota; Metazoa; Chordata; Mammalia; Rodentia; Bathyergidae. Gene Ontology annotation, molecular function: protein-disulfide reductase activity; protein disulfide isomerase activity. The transcript has 12 exons. The record is from RefSeq and is a predicted model, not a curated record. Gene Ontology annotation, cellular component: endoplasmic reticulum lumen. Gene Ontology annotation, biological process: response to endoplasmic reticulum stress. The coding region runs from base 1 to 1374 and encodes 457 amino acids.